CCUAUAACAAGGCAGGAGGGACUAGGUGGGACAUCCACAGAGAGAAAGGAAUUCUGAGGAAUGUAACUCUUAGCUUUUCCUCCUCAGCACUUUGUUCCCUGUAAUAACGACUCGACUCUGAGACUUCUUAUUUAUUAAUAAAUGCCUCAGCCAUAAGCUUCAGCUUGUUCUCCAGCUGGCUUAUAACUCAACUGUCCCUUUUAUUCUAACCUGAGUUCAGCUACAUGGCUUGUUUCCUCUCCGUUCUGAGGAGAAUCUCCCAUGUCGGACUAUUUCCUAGAAUUCCUUUCUUUCCCUGCCAGAACUCCCACCUCCUAUUUCCUGCCUCAGCUUAUUGGCCAUAAGAUUUUUUAUUGAAAGGUGAUGCUUCCAUACAGUCCAUUACUAUACUGGCUGGUUUUGUGUGUCAACUUGACACAAGUUAGAAUCACCAGAGAGGAAGGAACCUCACUCGAGGAAAUGCCUCCAUGAGAUGCAGCUGUAAGGCAUUUUCACAAUUAGUCAUCAAUGUGGAAGUGCCCAACCCAUGGUGGGUAGUGCCAUCCCUGGGCUGGUGGUCCUGGGUUCUACAAGAAAACAAGCUGAGCAAGCCAUGGGAAGCAGGCCAGUAAGCAGCAUUCCUCCAUAGCCCCUGCAUCAGCUCCUGCCUCCAGGUUCUAGCCCUGCUUGAGUUCCUGUCCUGACUUCCUCCAGUGAUGAAUUAUGAUCUGGCAGUGUAAGCUGAAUAAACCCUUUCCUUCCCAAUUUGCUUUUUGGUCAGGUGUUUUACCCUGGCAAUAGAAACCCAAACUAAGACAAUCACUGAGAAAAGUCAGGCAGGAGGUCAAGACAAGAACUGAAGGAUAGGCCAUGGUGGAACACUGCUUACUCUCAUGGCUUGCUCAGCCUGCUUUAUUUAAGAACCACCAGUAUAGGAAGAGCAUCUCUCUCCCUCCUCCUCCACACUAUGGAAUGGGUUAAAUGCACUAUAUUCUUGCCUACAGGAAAAUCUUACAUUGGGGUACUUUCUCAAUUGAGAGUCCCUCUUCUCAAAUGACUCUAGCUGUGUUAAGUUGACAAAAGCCAACCAAUGAACCAGGCCACUGACUUUAAGUGGCGGUUUUUUGCAUUAUCAUUGAACUUGGGUUGGGCUUCACUUCUGGCCUUCAGAGGAUUAAGAGAAUAAAUUCAUUCUAUUCAUUUGCUUGAGACAGGGUCAAGUUAUGCAACUCAAACUGCCAUUUAACCCUCAAUCUUCCUUCCUCUGCCUUCUAAGGUUUGUGAUACACGUGACCUAAAACUUGUACUUUUUUUUUUUUUUUUGGUGACACGAUUUCUCUGUGUAGCCCUGGCUGUCCUGGAACUCACCCUGUAGACCAGGCUGGCCUCAAACUCAGAAAUCCGCCUGCCUCUGCCUCCCAAGUGCUGGAAUUAAAGGCGUGCGCCACCAUGCCCAACUAAAACUUGUACUUUUAAGGCAUGAAAUUUGAGGUAAUUUUUCUUACAAUAGUAAUAGAAUGUAUUUUAGGGGAGGUAUUCUGAAAUCAUGCAAAACUUGUUUUACCUCAAAUUUUCAUCCAUUAAUUUUCAGACCUAUCCAGGGGAUUUUGUCUGCCACAAGUAAUGGUGGGUUUUUUUUUCUCUAUUUCCUAUUAUAUUUAUUAAUCAGAACUCCAUAGUAGGGUGGAACUAUCCUGUCUCCCCUUUAUUUAUGACAUAUUUGAGCCUACACAGUCUCCUGUUCUGUGGGCAUAAAGCAGCACCAUUAUCAUGAGUUGGUGCUCACAUGGCCCGUGCUCCAACAGGUGACGGGGUUUUUGAGCUACUCUUACACCCUGUGAAGGUGGAUCUGUUUUGGGAGUACUUUCUCGAUUGUUGGGGAAUUAGAUUACUGAGGCUGUUGUAACAAAAAUAACCACCUAGUAGGUGUCUUAUAAAUAAUCCAGAUUACCACUCACAGUUCUGAAGGCUGGCAAUCCAAGGUCAUGGCAUGUUCAGUACACAGAGAGGACUGCUUCCUACCUCAGACAUAGCACCGUGCCUGUCACCUCCUAGAUCCCCUGCUUUCUGCUACUAUCUCCUUAGGCAGUGGGAACUCACUCACUUAGGGGUGGCGGGCACACAGCAAUACCAGCUGAUGACACCACCUAUUCCUUCCACAGAUACGGCUCUGCACUGAUGAGGGUUGCCUACAGUAGAACUAAUCUCAGGCACUGGCAAUCAGAAUCUGUAAUUCUGAGCAGGCUGGGGAAGCUGAUUUUUUACAUCUGCUAGACUCAAGCUGGGAGAGCUUAUGCAUGCCUCCAACGAUGGUGGUGGUCUUCUACAUUCUUCAGCUUCCCUGAACAAAUGCUCAGACUGGCCACCAGCUCUUCUCUAGCCAGACCAUUUGAUCUCAUUAGCAUUUAUUUUUGCAAUGACAAACUCACAUAACCAAAACAAACAGCAAUGACAAAGACUUCCUCAUCUCCUUCAGAGUGAAAGUGCAAGUCUCUUAUUUACAGUGUUAAUUACGUGAAAAUGUUGCUUGUUAGUUUCCCAUUCUAGCUGCCACCCUGUUAACAGUGAACUCUUGUUCCCGUCCAAGCAGACAUCCAUUUCUACUCUAAGGAUUCUAAGAUGGGCAGAGCAGGGAUCCUGAAGCCCUUAAUUCUAGUGAUCACAUUCUGAGAGCUGGCUUGGCACUUAGAAUUGGCUGUCUUCAGCUGCUUGAAAGCAAGGGGUGGUGGGGAAGGUAAGGGUUUUACUGCCAAGACUACAAUGUCUAACAGGGUGCCCAGGCUCCACCAGGGCCAAGAUAAACAAGUCUCAUUUUGACAGGACCUGAUGUUACCUUUGAACCACACAAGAACUGCUUGUCUUUGGCUUUCAACUGUAAGGAACUUAAUAAAUGUUGGUUACCUUAAAUACGCGACCUUCCCUACAAGUUAGAAAAAUAAAAGAAAUUCUUCGGGCACCCAAGGCCCUCCAUGAGACUUUUAUGGCUCCAAGAUACUUAAGACACUUAACUUUUUGUCUUAUUUAUUUAUUUAUUUUCAGAGCUGAGGUCCAAACCCAGGGCCUUGUGCUUGCCAGGCAAGCGCUCUACCACUGAGCUAAAUCCCCAACCCCGACACUUAACUUUUAAAUUUCAUUUAAAACUUUAAAUAAUGGGCCGGGCAUGGUGAUACACACUUUAAUCUCAGAACUCGGGGCUCUUUGAGUUCCAAGUCAGUCUGAUCUACAUAGCGAGUCCGUUUAAAAAAAAAAAAGUUUAAAUCAUGUUGGACUACCCGCUGCAAUGUCAGUUGGUCAACUUCGUGAAAACACCGCUCCGCACUGAGUAGUUUGAAAAAGCAAAUUCGCAAUGCCUUCAAUUUUAAAAAAAAGAAACACGAUUCUGUCAGAAAUGGUUAAGAACGUCCGCACAUGAGUUUUAGGACAGUGUCACUGCAAGGCCGAGGCUGGGUUGCAAAGCACACACCUGGGAUACUCGGUUCCCUAGUGGAGCCCAAACGCCAGGACUACAAACCUCGGCCUGAACCACAGAACACCUAAUUGGGCAGGCACGCAGACCACACGCGCAGGCGCACAAGAGUCCUACGGGGGCAGUAUCUCACCACACUGUUCGCUUCCGCGCUGGGCGCCAAAUAAGUCUCCAGGCCCGCCCGGCCCGUGCGUGCGCGGCCUCGGUGUUGCGUCACUAGGAAGCGCGCGCCCGAGCCGCCGCCGCCGCCGCCGCCGCCGCCGAAUCCCCAACAAGGAGCGAAGGCUGCGGCCGCCACCGCCACCACCCGCCGCCGCACCCGUCACAGCCGGGCGCCGGAGCAGGCCCGUGUGGGCCCAGGACUUCAGACUCUGGAGAAGUGACACUGCUGACUUCUGAGCCAUGGCAACCCCAGAUGUGAGCGUCCACAUGGAGGAGGUGGUGGUUGUGACAACUCCAGACACUGCAGUUGAUGGCAGUGGUGUAGAGGAAGUGAAGACAGUGCUUGUAACAACGAACCUAGCUCCUCAUGGGGGUGAUUUGACAGAAGAUAACAUGGAAACAGAAAAUGCAGCAGCUGCAGCUGCUGCUGCUUUUACAGCCUCCUCACAGCUCAAGGAAGCCGUGUUAGAUGGCUGAAGAGGGGGAGAACUUAGAGGCUGAAAUUGUGUACCCCAUCACUUGCGGAGACAGCAGAGCUAACCUCAUUUGGAGGAAGUUUGUGUGCCCUGGCAUCAAUGUGAAAUGUGUUCAGGUGAGGGUCAGUAUGAUGAACAUGUGAUCAGCCCAAAGGAGUUUGUGCACCUGGCAGGGAAAUCUACCUUGAAGGAUUGGAAGAGAGCCAUCCGGAUGAAUGGCAUCAUGCUCAGGAAGAUCAUGGACUCUGGAGAGCUAGACUUCUACCAGCAUGACAAGGUCUGCUCUAAUACUUGCCGCAGCACGAAGAUUGACCUUUCAGGGGCACGUGUAUCCCUGAGCAGUCCUACAUCCACAGAAUACAUCCCACUCACACCAGCUGCAGCUGAUGUGAAUGGCUCACCUGCCACCAUCACCAUAGAGACCUGUGAGGACCCUGGUGACUGGACCACAACCAUUGGAGAUGACACAUUUGCAUUCUGGCGGGGAUUAAAGGAUGCGGGCUUACUGGAUGAAGUCAUACAGGAAUUUCAACAGGAGCUAGAGGAAACCAUGAAAGGCCUGCAGCAGCGAGUGCAGGACCCACCCCUGCAGCUCCGAGAUGCUGUCCUCCUCAACAACAUCGUGCAAAACUUUGGCAUGCUGGAUCUGGUGAAGAAGGUACUGGCCAGCCACAAGUGUCAGAUGGAUCGUUCCCGGGAACAGUAUGCACGGGACCUGGCAGCCCUGGAGCAGCAGUGUGAUGAACAUCGCCGCCGUGCCAAGGAGCUGAAGCACAAGUCCCAGCACCUCAGCAAUGUGCUCAUGACGCUGACCCCGGUUCCAUUGCCAUCCCCUAUGAAGCGGCCCCGUCUCGCCCGGGCUACAUCUGGACCAGCUGCUAUGGCUUCCCAGGUGCUCACACAGUCUGCACAGAUUGCUUUGAGUCCAGGAAUGCCUGUGUCCCAGUUGACCAGUGUGCCACUGGGCAAAGUAGUAUCUACACUGCCCUCCACUGUCCUGGGCAAGGGCUCUCCUCAAGCUGCCCCAGCCAGUUCACCGGCCUCCCCACUGCUCGGAGGCUACACAGUUCUGGCCUCCUCUGGCUCUACCUUCCCCAACGCAGUCGAGAUCCAUCCGGACACUUCCAGCCUCACAGUUUUGAGCACAGCCGCCAUGCAGGAUGGCAGCACAGUACUGAAGGUAGUCAGCCCCUUGCAGCUGCUCACCCUGCCUGGCCUGGGACCCACCCUACAGAAUGUGGCUCAGGCAUCACCUGCAGGCAGCACCAUUGUGACAAUGCCUACAGCAACUGCCACUGGACCUGAGGAGCACACGGCCACUAUUGAGGUGGCUGCUGUAGCAGAGGACCAUGAGCAGAAGUAGCUGGCAGGGAGGGUAAAAUCCUUCCAAGAUGGGCUGGCUGCCUCUCCUCAGGCCACUGCAGGCAGAGGCCACUACGGACACAGGCCACAGGGCUGGCUCAGCACAAGCAGGUCUGAUGGGCUGAACCAAAGAGAGGAUUGCCGGAUGAAUCAAGAGAAGAAAAGGGGGCAGAAUGUUGCCAGCAACCUGGAAAAUCUGUCUUCAACAUAUAAACUUCCUCCCCUUUUUUUGUGGGAAAUACUCUUUUCCAUCUGUUGCUUAUUAAUCCUGUUUACACAUUGGGCCUUGAGCAGGAACCAGAGGGUCACUGACCAGGAGGAGGCCUGGGUGCUUCUGGUACAGCUACAGAGCCAGCACCAGAGCCCAGCUAAUUAUAGGUCCUAGUGCCUGCACCCCCAUGGGGCUGAGCCUGCUGGGACAUUAUUGACACAUGUCUUAGGCAGCAUGCCUGAGUGUGGAAGCCAUAGAUCCUAUGGAUUUGGUCUCUUCCCACAGUUCUCUGUUGGUUCAGUAUGGCCAGUGUCCAUGUUCCUUCGCUGGUGGGAACAUGCCCUGGGGAUAAAUGCAGACCCCAGUCAGGACCCCAUCCCCACCCCACAGGCACUCAGGUGGUGAAGGGGUCUCAUGGACCUGGCAUGUUCUAGACCCCUUUGCACAUGGGCUGCAGGUGUUUUUAAGUGAAUUGCUUAGUAGCCUUCUAGGGAAAAAUCAAAUUUAUAGUGUUUUCAACCAAAACAAUGUUGAGUGCCUAGGCUCCUAAGUCAGUUCUAGGAGGGACCCAGGGCACCAAUAUAUACACACCUAGCCAGGUGCUAGAGGUCUUAAGUAGUGUCUUUCCCUGAGACAAAGCUCUGGAAGAUUCUUGUGGAGGUAUGCCUGAGACUUGGAAUAGUUUAAAUGACUCUCUGUGUGCAGCUGGCACUUGUACUCCCCUAUGGUUGCCACCCCCCGCCCCGCCCCCCAAUCUCUCCCUCUCCUGGAGGUGGAGCUAGGCCUCUCUGGCCAAUACUCAGUGUCUCUAUCCUGAGAGCUCCGGGGUAUGUAAGGCUGUUUAGAGUGGUGGGUUGGUCAGCUGGAAGACAGGAUCCAAAAUGUUCCAUGGAAGGCUGUCUUUAGGCUGUUGGGCCUGUGCUAGGGGCUACCUAGGCAAGAGUUUUUGGAGCCAAACAAUUCAGGGAACAAAGUUUUGGCCUCUUGGUAAAGGAUGUCCUGGGAUAGUCCUAAGUUGUCUCUUGAAUCUCCUGUUCUGUCAAUUGAAGGCUUUCCUUUCAAGGGCCCCACAGCAGGAAGGGCCACUGUCCCAUUUCACUGCUUUGAAGGCUACCUUGUCCUUCCAUCCAUGCAUCCCCUCGAGUGCCCAGAUUGCUUUUACACCAUUGCUGUGACUGGGCCCUUCCCUGCCCCUGCUCUCACCCCAUGUCAUGCUACUGAGGUUCUUGUUUUCCCUCUGUUCCAUCACUGUUCACUGUGGCCACGAAUCAGCUGGGUUUAGCAGAUGUUUACCUGUUUAUGUAUAUACUCCUUUUUAAAAACUUGUUUUAUUUUUUCAUUGAGUUUCAAGUCCUGUUAUAUGCAGCUGUGUGACUUUAGGGGCAUUGGGAGGACCAGCAGGGUGGGUACUUCCUUGAAGUCCCUGCUCUACAAGCUCAGACUAGAUUAAUGUCACAAAUAAAACCUUCCUGCCCUAGGAACCAAGAGUCUUUCCUUGGCACAAGCCCCAGAUGUCAUUUGCUUUGGGGGAUGUGGGCCAGUUCCCUUUCUUCAUAAGAGCAAGGUUGAAACAUUUUUGGCCCUUGCCCCUUAGAGCAUGGAGGUACUGGAAGGUGAAAUUUAUUUCAGAGCCAUACGAAAAUAAUUCUCAAAUCAGCUUCAGAAUUAGUUCAUAGCACUCCUUCCCAGUAUCCUCAGAGGCUGUCUACAGCCUACCCUCCAAGGCAGCUUCUAGCAGGACAGAGAAGGACCAAUAGUCCCGUCUGCAUGGAACCCUCAGUUCUGGGAGAGGAAGUGUUAUCACUGCCCCACCACCUGUUAGUACCUGCCUCUCUGGUUCCUACUGACUUCUAUUGCUGUGUUCCCUGCUUGUUGGGCCAUUUAGGACCCAGGAAGGAAGGUCUUCCCCCUCCACAUGCAAACACGGGUGCUUGUGGCUGCUUUCAGUUUGGUUUUCUGAAAAGAUAGGACAGGAUUUGGUUUUGCAGAGGGUGCAAGCUCCUUUCCAUGCCUGCCCAGGAGGCACGCAGAAGGGCAAGUUUGAGUUCUUUGAGUUCUACUUUGUAUGUGUUUAGCAAGUAUCUGCUUGGUACUUUGAUUUAAAAUAAAAACACUUUUAUAAUUCG
Messenger RNA from Mus musculus (house mouse), 7782 nucleotides. It is a transcript of the gene Gmeb2, whose product is annotated as glucocorticoid modulatory element binding protein 2. The record is from RefSeq and is a predicted model, not a curated record. Bases 4190 to 5446 code for a protein of 418 amino acids. Gene Ontology annotation, molecular function: sequence-specific double-stranded DNA binding; DNA binding; identical protein binding. Gene Ontology annotation, cellular component: cytosol; cytoplasm; nucleoplasm. NCBI's taxonomy places the organism in Eukaryota, Metazoa, Chordata, Mammalia, Rodentia, Muridae. The transcript has 10 exons.